This is a messenger RNA of Grammomys surdaster, 5419 nucleotides long. It is a transcript of the gene Kitlg, whose product is annotated as KIT ligand. Lineage: Eukaryota; Metazoa; Chordata; Mammalia; Rodentia; Muridae. The record is from RefSeq and is a predicted model, not a curated record. The coding region runs from base 201 to 1019 and encodes 272 amino acids. Gene Ontology annotation, biological process: cell adhesion; positive regulation of cell population proliferation. Gene Ontology annotation, molecular function: stem cell factor receptor binding; cytokine activity. Gene Ontology annotation, cellular component: plasma membrane. The transcript is spliced from 10 exons.
GCCCGGGCUUCAUUUGCUGUCUGUCACCAGGACCGAGAGUGCCGCGGGAAAGCAACGGCCAAGGACGGGGCGCUGCGCUCGGGCUACCCAAUGCUGGGACUAUCUGCAGCCGCUGCUCGUGCAAUAUGCUGGAGCUCCAGAACAGCUAAACGGAGUCGCCACACCGCUGCCUGGGCUGGAUCGCAGCGCUGCCUUUCCUUAUGAAGAAGACACAAACUUGGAUUAUCACUUGCAUUUAUCUUCAACUGCUCCUGUUCAAUCCUCUUGUCAAAACUGAGAUCUGCAGGAAUCCUGUGACUGAUAAUGUAAAAGACAUUACAAAAUUGGUGGCAAAUCUUCCAAAUGACUAUAUGAUAACCCUCAACUAUGUCGCCGGGAUGGAUGUUUUGCCUAGUCACUGUUGGCUACGAGAUAUGGUAAUACAAUUAUCAGUCAGCUUGACUACUCUUCUGGACAAGUUUUCAAAUAUUUCUGAAGGCUUGAGUAAUUACUCCAUCAUAGACAAACUUGGGAAAAUAGUGGAUGAUCUCGUGGAAUGUAUGGAAGAAAACGCACCUAAGAAUGUAAAAGAAUCUCCAAAGAGGCCAGAAGCUAGACACUUUACUCCUGAAGAAUUCUUUAGUAUUUUCAAUAGAUCCAUUGAUGCCUUCAAGGACUUCAUGGUGGCAUCCGACACUAGUGAUUGUGUGCUCUCUUCAACAUUAGGUCCUGAGAAAGAUUCCAGAGUCAGUGUCACAAAACCAUUUAUGUUACCCCCUGUUGCAGCCAGCUCCCUUAGGAAUGACAGCAGUAGCAGUAAUAGGAAAGCCGCAAAGUCCCCUGAAGACUCAGGCCUACAAUGGACAGCCAUGGCAUUACCAGCUCUCAUUUCGCUUGUAAUUGGCUUUGCUUUUGGAGCCUUAUACUGGAAGAAGAAACAGUCAAGUCUUACAAGGGCAGUUGAAAAUAUACAGAUUAAUGAAGAGGAUAAUGAGAUAAGUAUGUUGCAACAGAAAGAGAGAGAGUUUCAAGAGGUGUAAUUGUGGAUGUAUCAACAUUGUUACCUUCGCACAGUGGCUGGUAACAGUUCAUGUUUGCUUCAUAAAUGAAGCAGCUUUAAACAAAUUUCUAUUCUGUCUCAAGUGACAGACCUCAUCUUUUAUCUGUUCUUGCUACCGUGACCUUGUAUGGAUGAUUCAGAAGUUGGAGCGGAGUGUUUAGCUGUGAAACCUGCACUGAAUUAUCAUCUGUAAAAAAGAAUUCGCACGGAGCAGGACUCUGAAGGUUUCGCAAGUAAUGACGGGGACGAGAUCCUGUGUUCAGUCUACUUGUGCCAUCUGCACGGCUUGGGAAAUGUCUGAGUGCUGAAAACCCACCCAGCUUUGUUCUUCAGUUACAACCUGCAGCCUGUAGUUAAUUAUGGUCUCUGCAAGUAGAUUUCAGCUUGGAUAGUGGGGGGAAUUUUUUUUCACAAAGGGAUGUAGAAAACAAACAAACAAACAAACAAUAACUCCGUAGCAUCAGCCACUGUAUGGAGUUGAAAGCCAUGGGGAGUUUUGUUUUUUUUUCUUUUGAGCAGGCUCAGACGCUCUGUAGUUACUGAUUAACAAGAGCAGCUUAAACGUCAGGUCUUCCUGACGGAAAUCCUGUGCACCGUAUCCUACUAGAGAAAUGGACAUGGGUAGCUAGUUCUAUCUGUGCGGUGGAGCCCAUGCUGAACUUCAGUAUGAUGCCACGGUAUAUGGAAGAGUCUCCAGAAGAGUCCUUACAGGAGAAAAUUGUCAACAUGGACCAGCGGAAGAACACGCCAAGGAAGACAUUUGGCCCCUAGUGAAGCCGGUCUUUUCUCUUGACAGUCUCUCUAGAGUGUGUAAAUCAUGUUUGCAAAAUUAUAAUGUGAUGUGUUUAUGUUUUAAAACUACUGCAGAGGUAUGAAAACAGAUUUGAGAGAAAAUGCUGAAUGUUUAAGGGUCCUAUUUUUUUUUUUAAUCCUGAUGGGAGAGAGUAAGAAUGGAUGAUGGUAUUUAGUACCUAAGAUCAGAAAUGGACACUUUAUUCUAAUAUGGGAGUUUGCAAACUAAGUCACUUGUAUUCCACAAGAAUACAAGGAGUCAGAAGACAUUAGCUAUUUGCAGUAUAACCAUUAUCUCUUUAAACAUAGCCAUUUAUUUAAAAUCAGGCACUCUGUAUUCAUUAAGGUUUAUGAAAUGAAAUUAAAAAAGAGAGAGCUUUAUGUAGUUGUGCAUGUCAGUUUGCUAUUUAAAAUGUGUGACAGCAUUUCUCAUAUUAGACAGAAAUUGGCAGCGAUUCCACGAUGAACAUUGUGCUCUCAAACCAGCAUUUACAAGAUGUCCUGUAGAUGCCCCUGAUGGAAAUAUAUUGAAAGCAAUUGGCUAAAAUCGAAAUAUGACUUUUCUUCUGCCUUUAUUUUGGUGAAGGUUCUUUUCACCUACCAUAGACAUACAAAAUUUAAACCUUUUCAUACUAACUCAAUUCUUGUAGUAAUUUUAUUUUGCCCCGUACUAAAACCUCAAGACAAUUAGUUUCAAGGUAAUUAUGCAAAAGCGCAUGGAAACCGAACUGCUAGCUUCUAUUCUGUCUUGAAGCUGCAUGAAAAGUUCUAGCUUACCUUCAAAGCUCGUCCAACUACAACUCCAGUCCAUGGUGGCUGCUCUUCUUUGUACCAAAGAGUUCAGUGGUCUCUAUAGCUCUUUCUCUAACGCUCCGAGUUUCCUCCAAUGCUAUCAUUCCUGCAACAUGAAGCCCAGUGCACUGAGAUACUGUAUUUACUCGUUCAAGCCCUCAGAUAUUCCAGGAUACAACUGAUUAGUGAUCAAUAAUUAGAAAUCAGCUUAGUUACUGAAAGAACCUAUAUUGUUGCUUGGCAUUGACUGCUUCGAGAAUAGUAAUAGCUGUAGGUUAACACGAGUCAUAGGUAUAGGUGUAUAUAGACUGAGCCUAUUGUUAAUUCUCAGUUUUGUGGCUUGAUUUAUUUAUCUUCUAGUUUCAUUUUGCUCAGGCUUAUGAAAAUGCUAUUCGCUGAGCUUGAGAGUACAAGAAAUAUACAUUUGUCCUCAAAGCUAGCAGUUGGGAUUUUAAUGCUCAAAAGCACGGUCUUAAAAUCAGUAGAGCUAAAUCAACAAAUUUAACAGAUUAUAAUACCUGACAUGGUAGAAAGUGGAAGAUGUGUCCUGCUUGUCAAUCACGUUGGUUCGUUGAGAGUAACAUAGAUUGCCAAUUUUUAUAAAAUACUAAGGUUCAAUAAAAUGCAUGGGCAAUAGGAAAAUGCUGAACAUUAUUUUGAAUGCUAGCUGCUUGGACAUUAACUGUGGCAUAUCUGCUUUCAGAUUAAAAAUACAUAUCCUUUGCAUAGCCUAUUCCAUGUAUGUUCUGAAUAUUUUUUUUAAAUUAUGAGAACCUCAAACCGAGAAGAUAAAGUAUAAAAUUGCCCUUUACAUUGCCCAUUUUUUCUGAGUGUUCUCUUUUGUAAUGUGUAAGAUUUGAUUUUCAAUGAAAAUUAUCUGAGAAAUCUGCAGAGUGUAAAUUGUAUUGAAAGCUUUGUACCUCCUUGGUAGAAACCAAGCCUAUAUCAAGACUAUCUGGGUAAUCGGUGGGUCGUGUUAGAACAGUUCUGGAUUUCAUAUUGUUAUCUAACAUGCUUACCACACUGCCAUGUUUUAAUGAAUUGGAGAAUUGAAGCUUUCUAUACAAUAAUAAUAAUAAUAAAAAAAUCUAAAUUGCAUUACAAAAAGUAAUGCAUAUGAGAAAAAAUGGAAAUACAUGAAAGUAUGUACCCACAAUGAAGUAUAUGCUUUUAGUAAAAAAUUAAACACACUUCAGUGAACUUUCAUGUGCUUUGAAAAAAAAUCAGUGUCACAUAGCUUGGAACCUUAAUUCAGUCGAAGUUAUAAAUGAAUGGAAAAAAUCUGUUGUGGAAUAUUUGAUUGUUUCCACUGUGUUUCUAACAGUAGGUUUUGAUUUCGUGAUUUAAUUCUGAUAUGGAAUCUUAGCUAUCCUGUACACGUUGUUGAAGAAAUAUGUUUCUCAAAUUAGGCAGUUAGGUGUAGUUGGGUGAGCAUUGAGAAAGAUAGCCAGGAGGUUGUUCUGCUUUGCCACAAAUGGAUAUAAUGUCCCCACUCUCUUUGGAUCUCAGUGUUGUGUUUGUGUGUAGAUAGGUCAGAGGUCACUCUUCAGGAGUGAGCCCUUAUGCCAUACAAUUAAAAAAGCAAAGAAAACAGCGAAAAGAAUCCUAAGCGAAAUACCCAGCUCUGGCUUCUGAACAAUAGGUUAGCCAAUGAGAAGUCUUUGCUGUUUUAAUUUCUAAUGUAAAUAGGGUCCAUUAGUAAAAGUGAAUUCAGUCUUAAGUAGAGUGAAUCGGAAUAACCAUUUACACAAGAGAUGGCUUUUACUUUUACUUAAUGAAUGUUUGGGAUCACCUCUGAGGAAUGAAACCCAGGAGAGCAUUUUCACCAGGAAGAGGUACAAGACGCCGAUAACAUUUGGAAGUGUGUCAGAGGGUAAAUGUAAAUGUUCUCCUUUUCUUGAUAGCCAAGAACAGAAAGAAAUGUAGGGUGCUACUAAGGAUCUUGGAUGCCAAGAAAUAUUUUAAAGCCAAUUUGUAAAAAUGAUAAACCAUAAAUUGUAUUUAAAAUUGGAGAAGUAGGACAAGGAUUUUAAAGUAAGCCAGUUUAUCUUUGGAAUGAUAUUGUGAAAUUGGCUUUAAAUGUAACCAUUCCGAUCAAAAUUUAUUUAUGGAGUCUGAUUACACAACCCUUGUUACUGCCGCUCCACACAGUCUUAAAAGGCCUUUGUCAGGAUAAAAUGACGGUAUCUCUUUUAUAACUGAUGGGGGUUUAGGAGUGAUUCAUAGUAAGGUGAAUAUUUAUGAUCCUGGAAUGUUUGUAAGCAUUGUAAAUGCACAACUGCCAUCUCCAAAUAUUUUCUUAUAAGACUGUUUUUAGAAGAAGAAAAUUGUCUAAAACACACAAAAACUGUGGUAUUUUCAUUUACUCAAUUUCUAGGCUAAAAGAGUUCACUAAAUAAAAUUUUCCAAUCGGAAUUCCUAUAGUCUUACCCUCCAGUAGUCUAGGCAUUAAUAUGUGAUUAUUGUGUCUCUCUACCACUGUUUUUUUUAAGUCAAUGAACUUGAAAAGCAUCCCGACAUUUAUAUGGCUUCACAGAUAUAUUGCUAGUUCAGUCAUAGAUUGGAGUUUGCAUAUUGUAAUGUAAGUGUAUGUCAACACUAUUCUAAAUAGUUUAUGACUGAAGUUUAAUUAAAUAAAAGGUUGUAAAAUGUGAUGUGUAUGUGUAUAUACUGUAUGUGUACUUUUUAAAAUAGGUAUAUGUCCUGACCCUUUUGAUACAGGUUUGAAUUUGAAAUUACAUUAUAUAAACAUAUACUUUAUUGUUCUAAAUAAAGAAUUUUAUGCACCAUCAUAAA